CUGGAGUUGGAGGAGAGAGAGAAAGGACGAGGAGGAGGUGGAGGAGGAUGGGCUGCGGGGGGAGCCGCGCCGAUGCCAUCGAGCCCCGCUACUACGAGAGUUGGACCCGAGAGACCGAAUCCACCUGGCUGACUAACACGGACACAGACCUGCAGCUCUCAGCUACCGCUACAGCCGCCGGGCUCAGCCCCGGGGAACCGGACAGCGGCCCAGAGGCGGGCGGCCUACGGGACCAGGGCUCCCUGUACGCCGGUGAAAAAAGAACGCAAGCAGAUGUCAGCAAGAGAAGUCACCAUCAAUGUUACCCAAAGCAUCCAACAAAUGGACAGAUAUAGAAGAAUUCUGAAGAAUUGAGUGAAUUAGCCGUGUUUUCAAAUCAAAGGGAGGAUGGACACUAAUGUCAUUUGGCAGUACUUUGCUGAUCUCUCCAGGGAAUUUAAAGAAACAUGGAUGUCCCUAAUUGAACAGACUAGAUUGCUGAGUGCCUUGGGUUACUUUGCAUCUCUUACCUGGCAGCAAAGAUCUGCCAUCAACGUUGGGACAUUCACUGAGCUGUGUGUAUCUAAUGUGUUGGCAGAAUACUCCUACAUGACAAUAAACUGCUAAUGGGACAUUUGAUUUUUUCCCCCCUCUCUCCAGGCUCUCAAGUGUUCUUCCCCAAGUCUGAGAUUUUGGAAUUGCAGUGGUCUGCUGAAGCCACAGGCCACUUUUUGAAAAGGAAAAUGGCAGGGGAAGGGUGUUACAGUGGGGGAGUUAUUACCCAAGAGCAGCCAUUGGAUAAUUCUGGGCCAUCACACCAAUGGUAUUUUUAUACCUGUGUUCCAGUACUUUCAGCAUUUCCGUUGGCUCCAAAGCUGGCCUUCCUCCAACCUCCAAAGGGAGAAGCCAAGAAGUAGGAAAUUAUCCAUUUUGUUUUUACUGCCUUGCUUCAGCAAGGGGGUAAAGAUUCAGAUCCAUUCUAGAUGUCCCCUUCUCCAACAGGGAAGCAGCCAGCCUUUGGUAGGGGGAUGGAAGACAUUUCCAGUGUCACGACUCCAAUACCAAACAAGGCCUAUACAAUCAUUGGCUUUCCACCAUUCUCCUACAGGAGGUGCCAUAUCAGCCCCAAGGAGUAAUUGCAGAGUAUGAGGCCCACCUACUCAUUUUGGAUCACUUGGUACAACAGAACUCAUCUUUCCUGUUCAUUAAGUCUGUAUUCUUCCACAGGAUCAGAAGAAUAGAAAGAACACUGGGUUUGGAGCCAGAGGAUCUGCUUCAGAUUCCACCUCUAACACAUCUUACCUAUGUGACCUUGGGCAAGUUAUUUCCCUCUC
Vombatus ursinus (common wombat) is the source of this 1313-nucleotide messenger RNA. RefSeq names its product BAALC, MAP3K1 and KLF4 binding (gene BAALC). Lineage: Eukaryota; Metazoa; Chordata; Mammalia; Diprotodontia; Vombatidae. The coding region runs from base 48 to 335 and encodes 95 amino acids. Gene Ontology annotation, cellular component: cytoplasm. The transcript has 2 exons. The record is from RefSeq and is a predicted model, not a curated record.